This is a messenger RNA of Camellia sinensis, 1363 nucleotides long. Lineage: Eukaryota; Viridiplantae; Streptophyta; Magnoliopsida; Ericales; Theaceae. The record is from RefSeq and is a predicted model, not a curated record.
CACAAAUGCAAGAAAUGGAACAAAAAUUCAUGGCUGAAUUGCAUAAAAAAGAAGAUCAAUUGAAGGAAAUGUCCACCAAAAAAACUGGCAGUCCCCAACAAAGAUCCAUGGUCAAGAGAAUCAAACAAAAAUCAAGAAAACAAGCACAUGACCCAGAUUUUGAAUACCAACCAAUGACCAAACCCAAAGAACAUGCAACAAACAAGACACAAACUGCUGCUGAUGUACCCAAACCAACACAGGGUACCAAUGAAGAAAAACAGAAGAAGAAUGACAACAAAAAACAGGGUGCUCAUGAAGCAAAACAACAGCAGAAAGAAAAGAUGCAAGAACAUAUUGGCCAAGAGAAACCAGUUGCUGCUGAAACAAACCCAAAAGAGCAUGCCAAUCAAAAGAAGACAAAUCUUCAAGUAUUGGAAAGUGAUGAUGAUUCCCAGGAAGAAUCAAUCCCAAACAAGCCACUCACCAUUUCAUGCCGCAAAACAAACAAGGUUUGGCAUAGCCUAUCCAAAAAAGACCAAGACCAAAUUCAACUCAUCAACAACACACAAUCAACUGCUUGUGUCUGGUCUGGCAGCGAAGAUGAAAACUGCGUAUACUUUUCAGAUAUAUGCAGAUUGACCAACAGGGAACCCUUAUAUGGGAAUGUCAUUGAUGCCUUCUCAGAAAAGCAAUUGGCACUCCAACCAACCAUUGAAGAAUUUGAGAAAAACGAUCUAGUCUUUGCAAGCAAUCCAUACGCAGGAAGAUCUUACGUUUUCUCAACACUCAUCAAUACUCCACUACAAAACCAAGAUCAAGCACUGAGAGAAAAACUGAUGGACAGCCAUUUUCCAGAAGCAAUGAAAAACAGAUAUAUCCAUUUCCCAAUCAACCACGACAACCAUUGGACAAUUGUGGUCUUUGACAAUGCUGAUGGAAUAUGGAGACACUAUGACUCGUUGAGACCAGCAAAAGAUUGCCAUAACAAGCACUUUGAAAUUGCAAAGCAAAUUCAACAACAUCAACUGAGAUGGAAUAAAGCAUUACUCAGCAAACAGGGAAACAUGUUUUCAUCUCAAGAGUGCGAGACAGAAAUUGCAUCAAUUGAGGAAUGCCCACAACAAACCCCACACUCGAAUGAUUGUGCAAUUGCCGUCUGCAAUGUUAUCAACCAAUAUCUCAACUGGCAACCUGUGCAGAAAAAACUUCGUCCAACUGAAUGGGUCAAAUUUCGAGCACAAAUCAUCAAUCAAUUCCUCAAUGAUGAGAACCGAUCUUGGAAACUCGAGCACUACCAAAUGUUGACAAAACAUACCAAACCAUAGAAACAAUGAACAAACUUCUUAACAAUACAAAUAUUCAAGGGAACAUAUCUUUGAAC